AUGAUAGACAAGAAGUUUGGUUUGGGUCCUGAUGUCACAGUCAUCAAAGACACAAUUGCAAAGACAUCCAAAGAUGAAAAUUGGGAUGAUGACCAGCUACUUGGAUUUGAACCUUGCAAUGAAAACCUUAUAACAGGUUGUAAUAUAAUCAAUGGGAAAUGUGAAUGUGACACCAUUCGGACCUGUAAUAAUCCAUUUGAGUUUCCAAGCCGGGAUACUUGCCUGUCAGCUUUAAAAAGGAUUGAAGAAGAGAAACCUGACUGCUCCAAGGCCCGCUGUGAGGUCCAGUUCUCUCCUCGCUGUCCAGAAGAUUCCAUCUUGAUUGAAGGUUAUGCUCCUCCUGGUGAAUGCUGUCCACUCCCAAGCCGUUGUGUGUGCAACCCUGCAGGUUGCUUGAGGAAAGUUUGCCAACCAGGCUACCUGAAUAUAUUGGUUUCUAAAGCAUCAGGGAAGCCAGGAGAGUGCUGUGACCUCUAUGAAUGUAAACCAGUUUUCAGCGUGGAUUGCAGCACAGUGGAAUGCCCUCCUGUUCAGCAAGUCGUUUGCCCCCUGGAUAGCUAUGAAACCCAAGUCAGGCUGACUGCUGAUGGUUGCUGUACUCUGCCUACAAGGUGCGAGUGUCUCUCUGGUCUAUGUGGUUUCCCCAUGUGCGAGGCAGGCUCCAUUCCUCAAAUAGUCUCACGUGGAGAUGGAACACCUGGCAAGUGCUGUGAUGUCUUUGAAUGUGUCAAUGAAGUCAAGCCAACUUGCAUAUUUAAUGGCGUGGAAUACUACGAUGGAGACAUGUUUCGAAUGGAUGCUUGUCGUUUUUGUCGAUGUCAGGGUGGCGUAUCCAUUUGUUUCUCAGCCCAGUGUGGUGAGCUGCACUGUGACAGAUACUAUGUGCCAGAAGGAGAAUGCUGUCCAGUCUGUGAAGAUCCAGUUUAUCCAGUUAGUAACCCUGCUGGCUGCUAUGCCAAUGGACAGAUUCAAGCACAUGGAGAUCGCUGGAGAGAAGAUGAUUGUACAUUCUGCCAGUGCAUCAAUGGGGACCCUCACUGUGUGGCAACAGCUUGUGGUCAGAGCUGCUUGAAUCCUGUUAAAGUGCCUGGGGAAUGCUGCCCAGUAUGUGAAGAACCAACGUACAUCACAAUAGGCCCACCCACAUGUGAGAUGUUGGUGAACUGCACAUUGACUGAAAAAGAUUGCAUCUACAGUUUCAAACUGGAUCCAAAUGGUUGCCGCAUUUGUCAGUGCAAAACUAGAGAGGAGCUGUGUACUGGCCUCAUAUCAGGUUGUUCCUUGGAUUGUUCCUUCGGUUUCCAGACUGAUGCCCACAACUGUGAGAUCUGUCAGUGCCGCCCACGGCCUAAGAAAUGCAAACCAAUAGUAUGUGACAAGUACUGUCCAUUUGGAUACUUGAAGAACAAACAUGGCUGUGAAAUCUGUCGCUGUAAGAAAUGCCCAGAACUACCUUGUGGUAAGAUCUGUCCAAUGGGCUUCCAGCAGAACAAUCAUGGUUGUCUUAUCUGCAAGUGCAGAGAGGCACCAGCUUCUCUUAUGCCACCAGUAAAAACAGGCUCAUGCCUGUCAAUGGAUGGGCGCCGUCAUGAAAAUGAGGAGAGCUGGCAUGAUGGUUGCAGAGAAUGUUACUGUCACAAUGGACGGGAGAUGUGUGCCUUGAUAACCUGCCCUGUUCCUAACUGUGGCAACCCCACCAUACAUCCAGGACAAUGUUGUCCAUCGUGUCCAGAUGAGGUAAUUGUACAGAAACCAGAACUCACCAGUCCAUCCAUCUGCCAUGCUCCAGGAGGAGAAUAUUUUGUGGAAGGGGAAACAUGGAAUAUUGAUUCCUGCACCCAAUGUACUUGCCAUAGUGGACGUGUCCUGUGUGAGACUGAAGUCUGCCCACCUCUUCUUUGUCAAAAUCCCACCCGUACACAGGACUCCUGUUGUCCUCAGUGUCCAGAUGAACCUCUUCAGCCUUCUUCAUCAAACAAUGAGAGCAUGCCUAGUUACUGCAAAAAUGAUGAAGGAGAUAUUUUCCUGACUGCUGAAUCCUGGAAACCCAAUGUCUGCACUAGUUGUAUUUGCAUGGAUGGAGUGAUUAGCUGCUACUCUGAAUCUUGCCCACCAGUGUCGUGCGAAAGACCCGUUCUGAGAAAGGGACAGUGCUGUCCUUAUUGUAUCGUUUCCAGGCCUGAUGCAACGAGGUUCUUGAUGUCUCCAAUUCCUAAUAAGUCAGUGGGAGUUAAAGGCCUAAUAAUGCAUCCAGCUAUCCAGAACAGCUGCAACACACACGAAGAUACAGUACCAAAGAAGGUGGUGUGCCACUUCAAUGGAAAAACAUAUGCAGACGAAGAACGUUGGGACAUUGACAGCUGCACACAUUGCUACUGUUUGCAGGGUCAGACCCUUUGCUCCACUGUCAGUUGCCCACCUCUCCCAUGUAUAGAGCCUAUCAAUGUUGAAGGAAGCUGUUGUCCCAUGUGUCCAGAGAUGUAUGUACCUGAGCCCACCAACAUCCCUAUUGAGAAAACAAAUCACCAGGGAGAUAAUGAACUCGAAGCACCAAUUUGGCCUACACCCAGUGAAAAUGACAUUGUCCAUCUCCACAGAGACAUGAGUCAUCUUCAAAGUGAUUAUAGAGAAGGCAAAGGACCACAACCAAAUGAAGAUACAUCUCUCAGCUCUGUUGCUUGGGUGACAGUUCCUAUCAUGACUGCCCUGAUUCUUAUAAUAGCCCUUCUGCUUGUCAAUCAGAAAAAGCAGUGGAUACCUGUGUCUUGCUACAAAGCCCCAACAAAGCCUUCUUGCCUAAAUAAUCAGCUGGUAUACGUGGACUGCAAGAAAGGUACAAUGGUCCAGGUGGACAGUUCUCAAAGGAUGCUAAGAAUUGCUGACCCAGAUUCAAGAUACAGUGGAUUCUACAGCAUGCAAAAACAGAACAACCUACAGGCAGAUAAUUUCUAUCAAACAGUUUGAAGAAUUGCAUCCUUGCCAAGGAUUUGAGAGAGAGAAAUUGAGAGAGAGAGCGCGCGCGAGAGAGAGAGAGAGAGACUGAGUCUGCUAUUAAAAUAAAACUAGAAUUGUGCACUUGCUUAGUGGAUUGUAUUGGAUUUGUGACUUCAUGUACAGCUCUAAGACCUUACUGGGAUGGGCUCUGACUCCUGCAAUGUGCCAGAACAAGCAUUCCCACUUUUCCUUGAAAUAACUGACCAAGUGUUUUCUUAGAACCAAAGUUUUAAAACUUGUGAAGAUGUAUUUGCUUGUAACAUAGCUCUAGAGAUUGUUUGGGAGGGGGAAUUUGGGGUGGGUGGUGGGUGGUGACGUGAGAGGAAGCUUUGAAAAAGAAAAGCUGGUCAAGCUUGGCUUGAAGAGAAAACACACAAAGGGCAUUGCCAAGCAUCAGGAUGGUGGCUUUUCCUGUUGCUCUAAAACUGCAUUUGUUGCAGCAAAGCCUAAACCCAUGUGAAAAAACAACCAACAAAAAGGUCUGAUUUUUUUUUUCAGCUGUUGCUACAAUAAUAUACUCCUAGAACAGAACCUGUCACAUCACAGGUAUGGUGUAGCUGCAAAUAUUUUUCUAUAUGACAAGAAGCUGCAGUAGUUAACAAUAUAGCAAGAAAGAGGUUAUAGCAGAAUAUAAAGGGUGGGUUUAUUAAGGAUGUAUAAAAUUAUACCUUGUGCUGCUUUUUGUUUUUGUUUUGUUUUCUUCAAAAGCUGAUUGGCCAGAUUUUGGCAGAGUUAGCAGAUGACUGAGGCAUAAGUAAUUCCUGAUAUGAGCACUGGAUCUUUUGACAACAGUAUUGAAGAAAGAAAGGAAAAGUCAAGAACACCAUGCAGUUCCAGGGGCUUUUGUUUGUUUGUUUGUCUUGUUUUUGUUUGUUAUUUUGUAUUAAUCUCUGGUUGUUCAUACCGUUUCAAUAGAGAAGAAGGAAAAACUAUUUUUGUUGGACAAAGCUCUUGCUUAAACGAGAGAGUAAAAAAGAGACUGGUGUAAGGUUUUUCCUGUUGUUGUUCUUAUUUACUGGUUAUGCAGAUUAGAAACUACUUCCAUGCUAGGAAGCUGCUUAAUUUUAAUUGUAUAUUACUCAAGCACCUUUUUGAAGCUCAGAAAAAAGGAGAUCAUGCUUCUUUAAACUUUAGCAGUAUAGGAAUAUUUAUGUAAAUAUAAUUAUGCUAAAAAACAACAAAAAGUAUUUGUAUGCCUGUGUGUAUGUAUAUAUACAUGUGUGUAUGUAUGCAUAUGUAUUUAUACGUGUGUAUGUACAUAUACACACUACAUAUGUAUAUAUACCGUAUAUAUAGUAUUUAUAUAUAUAUACAGUAUAUAUAUAAUUUUUUAUUUUUUUUCUUGUUGAAUGUAUUUUUAUCUGAGAGAGAUUUUACCCAGAGCAGAAACAGAUAAACAGGCAUUCCAUAUCAGUGCUUAAUCACUUGUGAGUUUAGGAAAGACAAAAGGAGAGCAUCUCAUUCUACCUACAGUUUUAUUUGAUUUGAAAGUGUUUUGUGUGUGCGUGUGCGUGUGUGCGUGUAUGUACAUGUGGGUGUGUGUGUGCACUCUUGUGUUUGCGUGUGUACAGUACGUGCACGAUUUAUAGAAGUAAGCAUUGCUCUUGCUACUUGCUACAUUUCAGGGUGUUUCUUAUUUCUUUUCCUGCUUGGCCUUAAAAAGGCUUUUAAUGAAUGAGUUGGCUAGAGACACUGAUGACAGUAUACAUGCAGCACUAAUCAGUUCCACAGAAUAACACCAUCAGCUCCUGGAUUUUAUUUUUCAAACAAUUGUUUGAAACAACUACUGGAAUAUUGUCCACAUUAAGCUGGAAGUUUGUUGUAGCUUGCCUCAUUUAUAACUCUGACUGUAUAAUACAAUGUUAACUUUCCAAACAGGUCUUGGCACUUUUAUACUAAUUACCCAUUUGUGCAUUGCCUUUUUUUCUUUUACAAAUGCUUGUCAUGAAAGACACAGAUACCCAGUAUGCUUAAUGUGAAAAGGAAAUGUAUUUUUUGUAAAGGAACUCUCAAGUAUUGUUGUAAAUACUUGGUCAGAGGUUGCUGAACUUUAAAAGUGAAAAAAACUAAUUUAUUAUUAUAAUGACCUAAUUUAUUAAUCUGAACAUUAACGAUUUUUUGCUUUAGAAUAUCAAAAAGGUGUUCUAGCUGUUUGCAUCAAAGAAAAAAAAUAGGUAUGUCAUUAAGGGUCAACAUUUUUUCUGUUUAUAAGGUUUCAGUUUCCAAAAACAAGUAAGAAAAAAAUGUAGUCUCCCCAACAUUUUGUACUUAAUCUGAUAAUGAAACGGAUAUGUUUCUGUCCAGUCGUUACAAAGAUUCUGUCAAGACACAUCAUCCAUUCCUUGCAUAAGAGUAAGCAGUCUUUAUCCAGAAAUUGUAAAUGCUUGCUUUUGUUUUACAAUCAAGGCCAUAUUCUGGAAAUAUUAGCAGGAUAUAGGACAUGGUGUAAAAUGUUUUUUAUUAUUAUUAUUUUAUUAUUAUUAUUAUUAUUUUAAAGAUAUGAUUUAUCUUAUGUGCUGUAUCCAUUUCACUCUUUUACUUUGGUUCCUGUUGUGCUCUUGUAAGAGAAAUGCAGAUAUCAUUUUCUGAAAAAAUAAAAUAGAUGCAUAUGUGGCACUUGGAGUGCACUGCGGUUCGGCAGAUUGCUUGUUUACUUUUUUAACUGUAAGGCGGUUUCUUGUAAUUUGGCUCUUGGCAGCACAAUAAAAAUUUUAAACCUAA
Alligator sinensis (Chinese alligator) is the source of this 5715-nucleotide messenger RNA. It is a transcript of the gene CRIM1, whose product is annotated as cysteine rich transmembrane BMP regulator 1. Bases 1 to 2964 code for a protein of 987 amino acids. The transcript is spliced from 18 exons. The record is from RefSeq and is a predicted model, not a curated record. Gene Ontology annotation, molecular function: protein binding; serine-type endopeptidase inhibitor activity. NCBI's taxonomy places the organism in Eukaryota, Metazoa, Chordata, Crocodylia, Alligatoridae.